UGAGGGGGAGCGAUGUCUGCGACGCACCGGAAGCGGCUCCGAGGAAGGCACGUAGGAGUGGCGGAGACGUGUCUGUUUGUGAGGCGCUGGGGGCACUUCCCCAGGGCUUUGGGUUACGAAGGCAGCAUCUAGGUGCCUCCCCACGUACCCCUCGCGGGCCCAGCCGAGCAGCGUGGGGCGAAGGCGGCGGCGAAGGCCCGGGCUGGGAGCGUUGGCGGCCGGAGUCCCAGCCAUGGCCGAGUCUGUAGAGCGGCUGCAGCAGCGGGUCCAGGAGCUGGAGCGGGAACUUGCCCAGGAGAGAAGUCGGCGGGUGGCGGGGAGCGGCGACGGAGGGGGCGGCCGGGCCCGCAUAGAGAAGAUGAGCUCAGAGGUGGUGGAUUCAAAUCCCUACAGCCGCUUGAUGGCAUUGAAACGAAUGGGAAUUGUAAGCGACUAUGAGAAAAUCCGUACCUUCGCUGUAGCAAUAGUAGGUGUUGGUGGAGUAGGUAGUGUGACUGCUGAAAUGCUGACAAGAUGUGGCAUUGGUAAGUUGCUACUCUUUGAUUAUGACAAGGUGGAACUAGCCAAUAUGAAUAGACUUUUCUUCCAGCCUCAUCAAGCAGGAUUAAGUAAAGUUCAAGCAGCAGAACAUACUUUGAGGAACAUUAAUCCUGAUGUUCUUUUUGAAGUACACAACUACAAUAUAACUACAGUGGAAAACUUUCAACAUUUCAUGGAUAGAAUAAGUAAUGGUGGGUUAGAAGAAGGAAAACCUGUUGAUCUAGUUCUUAGCUGUGUGGACAAUUUUGAAGCUCGAGUGACAAUAAAUACAGCUUGUAAUGAACUUGGACAAACAUGGAUGGAAUCUGGGGUCAGUGAAAAUGCAGUUUCAGGGCAUAUACAGCUCAUAAUUCCUGGAGAAUCUGCUUGUUUUGCGUGUGCUCCACCACUUGUAGUUGCUGCAAAUAUUGAUGAAAAGACUCUGAAACGAGAAGGUGUUUGUGCAGCCAGUCUUCCUACCACUAUGGGUGUCGUUGCUGGGAUCUUAGUACAAAACGUGUUAAAGUUUCUGUUAAAUUUUGGUACUGUUAGUUUUUAUCUUGGAUACAAUGCAAUGCAGGAUUUUUUUCCUACUAUGUCCAUGAAGCCAAAUCCUCAGUGUGAUGACAGAAAUUGCAGGAAGCAGCAGGAAGAAUAUAAGAAAAAGGUGGCAGCACUGCCCAAACAAGAGGUUAUACAGGAAGAGGAAGAGGUAAUCCAUGAAGAUAAUGAAUGGGGUAUUGAGCUGGUAUCUGAGGUUUCAGAAGAAGAACUGAAAAAUUCUUCAGGUCCAGUUCCAGACUUACCUGAAGGAAUUACAGUGGCAUAUACAAUUCCAAAAAAGGAAGAAGAUUCUGUCACUGAGGUAACAGUGGAAGAUUCUGGUGAAAGCUUGGAAGAUCUCAUGGCCAAGAUGAAGAAUAUGUAGAUAAUGGACUGGCAUAUAUUUUAUUUCUCAUGUUAAAGCCUCUUCCCUUGAAAUUAAAAACAAAUUUUUUAACUGAUAAAACUUAGGCAACAUUAAUUAAUGUAUACUCUUAACUGAAUUGUUAGUUUUUGAAAAUCCUGUAACUUGCUUGUUUCUCCCUACUCCAACAAAAUCAUUAACUCUCCUAAAAUGUAUGUUUCAUUCUAGUAAGAAAACCUCAAAGGAUUGUAGGAUGUAAAUCUUAUUUGAAAACAUAGUAUUGAAAUGUGUUGGCCUUUUGGAGUUGGGGAAGGACAAAUCUGAUCCUGUAAUCUUUUUCUUUCCAAUCUCUUUUCUUUUUAAUCCCUUGUGUCUAUUGCAUGAGGAUAUGGACAGUAAAGCAGCGCAUGAUCCCUAGAUAUAGGGAAAAGGACAAGGCAUACAGCUUACUGAUUAGAGCUAGCAAACAUCUCCUCAUUAUGUCUGGAAUUGCUUUCUAUAAUAAAAUUGCCCACUACUAACUUGACCAACAAUGAAUUUAAAAUAGUUAAUGUAUGAAGUAACAUCCUCUCAAAUGUUUGCUGAUGAAAUACAAGUUGAAAUGUAGUUACUGGAAAAGUCUGUAAACCUGUGCAUUAUAUAUAUUCAAAGUGAAACAAAGGCAAAUAAAAAGCAGCUAUCUUCAUGAAUAGACAAAGUUGCUUUCAGGAAGUAUAAAUUAUAUUCUGCACUGACCAAGGAAUAGAAAUUAUUGCAUCUGUGGAACAUAUAUCUGGAGUUACUAUACUUUACUGAAGAGCAAGGCAUAAAUUUAGAUUAAUGUCUAUCCAGAUUACACUAAUUCUUUAGGGUACUCCUGGAUACUUCAUUUAAAUUUGAUUCUCAAAGUAGUAGAUGUCGGCAAGGGUUGUUCUGUAUAGUGGGCAUAAAAGAACAGUUCUAAAUUGCCUCUGCAAAGACUUGUGGUCAGUGGAGGAGUAUCAUUUCCCUUGAUCAUGAUCGCUAAACUGUAAGUUGAUAUAAAUUAGCUUUCUCUGAAGUUGCACCUAAGUACCUUGGUUGAAAUAAAUUUCCAAUGGUUUGGAGACUAAUAAAUACCAUGCAGGCAUAACCAUGACCAGUAGGAUGUUUCUAUACUUAUUUCCUAUUUUGAUUUUUACUUUGAAGAUGUGAAUAUCUUAAUUAUAUCUCUAGGGGAAAAAUGUUGUAAAAAAUAAAAAGUACAUCCCUGAUUUGUAAAAAAAAGUUCAAAAAAACUGAAUUCA
Cebus imitator (Panamanian white-faced capuchin) is the source of this 2691-nucleotide messenger RNA. RefSeq names its product ubiquitin like modifier activating enzyme 5 (gene UBA5). NCBI's taxonomy places the organism in Eukaryota, Metazoa, Chordata, Mammalia, Primates, Cebidae. The record is from RefSeq and is a predicted model, not a curated record. Gene Ontology annotation, cellular component: cytoplasm; cytosol. The coding region runs from base 233 to 1447 and encodes 404 amino acids. Gene Ontology annotation, molecular function: UFM1 activating enzyme activity. Gene Ontology annotation, biological process: protein ufmylation. The transcript is spliced from 12 exons.